Messenger RNA from Perca flavescens (yellow perch), 3071 nucleotides. RefSeq names its product coiled-coil domain containing 135 (gene drc7). NCBI's taxonomy places the organism in Eukaryota, Metazoa, Chordata, Actinopteri, Perciformes, Percidae. The transcript has 18 exons. Gene Ontology annotation, cellular component: motile cilium. The record is from RefSeq and is a predicted model, not a curated record. Gene Ontology annotation, biological process: flagellated sperm motility. Bases 136 to 2655 code for a protein of 839 amino acids.
UCCAAGUUUCAAUCGUUCAAAAGGAAUCGACGUUAACCAAUGACCAAAGCCCGUUUACGUCUACGUUAGGGUCAGUUUGCUGAACAGAAAAUAUUUUCCCAACAAAACCCCGUUCAUUUCUAUUGGACUAGCUAGAUGGAGACCUUACUGGAGUCAGACAGUGAGGAGCAAGUCAGAGUUGGAGAGCCACAGGAGGAGGACGACGACCGAGAUCUGAAGGAAACUCUCAGUAAUCUCCAUGUUUCAGCUCCUCAGGAGCUUCUCCUGAAGUUGGACAAGGCAGACGAGCUGUAUCCCGAGUCCUACAGGGUUAACUCCCCCGACGAGACUCGACUGUUGGCCAUCGCCGACAACUUCCAGCGUCAGUAUUCACACUUGUUUCCCAGCCGCAAACCACUGCUGCUCUGCCCUGUCAACGAAUGUGGUGUUAAGAAGUUUGUGUCCAUGACUCUUCGACCCACACCGACAGUCUACCCUGAACUUUUCACCUGGGAGGGCUGCGCCUCAUUUGUGGCUAAUUUCUUGUCUCUGGACCCUUUGGACCCGCCUGUUGACCUGCCCAGGUACCUGUUCUCUUCCACCUCGGUGCUGCAGAGUCAGAGAGCCACAUGUUUUGAAUAUGCCGCCCUGCUGUGCAGCCUGCUGCUUGGCGUCAACUACGACGCUUACUGCGUCAGCGGCUACGCUGUCAAAGAGAUGUGUCUGCUCGACCAGAGCUUGCAGCAGUGCCCCCUGCUGGACACUGAGGUCAAGAGUGUGAUCUCAGAGCAGGGUUCACAGGAGAAUAAAUACACAGUGAGACCUCUUAGGGAGCUGAAGAGUCACUUUCUGAUGCAGCAAGAAAAGAAGAAACAGGAUGCAGAAGCUGCGUUGCUACAGGAACAAAAACUAAAGCAGGAGAGUGAGCAGCGACCUGCGGACCCCCUGCGAGGACUCAGGGUGCACUGUUGGGUGCUGGUGCUGUCAGGGAGUCGGAGCGUCCAGGAGAACUUCUUCAUCGACCCUCUGACCGGGAACAGCUACUCCACUGACAACGACAACUUCCUGGGCAUCGAGAGCGCGUGGAACAAUCUCAACUACUACGUCAACAUGCAGGACUGCAGCGACGGCUGCGCUGAUGUGGUGUAUGACAUGGAAGAUUUAAAGGUGUGGGAGCCAGUCCUGUACGGCGCAACCAGUAAAAAGCAGCUGAUUUCAGAUGUCUUGAAGAAAAAGGAGAGUAAGAUGAUGAGAAAAAUCAGCAAUGAUGAGGAGGAAGAUGAGCAGCCCAAGGCUUUUGAGAUGCCACGAUCCUGGGUCAAUUACAUCACAAUCCAAAAAAAAGACCUGGAGACCCGCUGGCCAGGAGGACAGAAGGUGACCCACUACAGAAAAGCACAGCUGGAGAGGUUUGCACCUUACCUGCGGUCAGACGGCAUGGGCACACGACUGACUGCUUACAAAGACCUGGACUGCACAGAGGUCGUCAUGGUGAAGGAGUGGUAUCAACACAGAAAGGACCACCUGGUGGAGAGGGUGGUCAACAAGGCCAACAACUUAACCACAGAACGCUUCAAACGUGGAAGACGUUUCCACCUUUUAUUUCACAGCUACACCUCUCUGAGCACAGACACAAAGCAUGAGAUGGAGUUUAGCAGUGCUCGUGUUGACGAUCUGGUGCGGAGGGUGGACUCACCAUGUGAAAUGACAGAGUUCUUCGAGGGCCGGAAGGACUUUCUCUACUACCGGCACGUCGUCUUUGUUCAGCUUUCAGAAUCAGAUUUGGGCAUUGAUCCGGAUGACCGACUGCUGGAGAAAGUGGUGGAGCGUUUCCACAGGAACAGAUCCAUACCAGCCAACAAAGACGUGGCCCAGCGAGUGUUCCUAUUGGCUGAAAGACGGAUUGAGCUGACCUAUCACUUAGAGGAUCACCGAUUUAUCUCUUCAAAGAGGAGCUUCAUCAAACCGCGAGAGUCAACAGAAAAUAAGAAGGCCGAGGACUUCACACCUGACAUGGUAUCCAGCUUUCAGGUGGAUCCAUCGGAGAAGCCUCUUAAGACCCUGGCUCUGUAUGAUAUACUGGUGGCUCUGAUGAAGGAUGAGGAGAAGGUGGUUCUCCAAAUCAAAGAGUCUAAGCAAGAGGUCAGAGACAUUGUGGCCUGCAGAGAGCAGGAAGAGAGAGAUGUUCAGCUUGAGUUCUCUCCAUGGACGACAACCGGAGCUGCCAGGGCCCGCAGCCAGAGACAGAAAAUGGAGCUUCUGGCCGCCGAGGAGCAGAGGUGGUUGCAGGAGAAGGAGAAGGAUAUCCUGGCUCCCCUCCUGAUCCGGCUGGACAACGCAGAGACUCUAAGCGCCGGAGACGCCAAGCAUAUCCACCAGGACUGUUUGGCCGAGUUUAAACAGAGACUGGUAGACCACGCCAACCUCAUUCAGGAACGCUAUGAAAAGGAGACUCAAGAGCUGCAGAGUAAACAGCAGUGGUACCAUAAGAACCAGCUCAACAUGACCGAACUGCAGGAGAAAGAGUACCAGACCUACUGCUCUGAGAAAACACUACAAAUACAUGUGGCCAAGAAACGCCUCAUCAUGCACAAGGAAGCAGCUCCUCAGAAGUACCAAACUCUUGAUCAGAAGCUGAAACGAGACCCUCGACUGGCCCCUCAUCUGCUCAGCUGAGCCAGACACCUGCCUUCUUUUUAUACAGUAUAUAUGUAUAUAUGGAGUGUUUGCACACAUUUUGCGCCAGUAGUGGGCAGGUGUGUGCUGUAUUUCUUUAUAAUACAGUCCUUAUAAUACAGUCCAUCUGUGCUGGAUGAUUCUUUAAUCUACCAGUGUUCCAGCUGCACAGUGUGGCAACACAAAAUAACCUGCAAAACAGCAGCAGAAUGCAUUAGCACCAGACUGAAUCAACAGUCGAGCUACAAAGCAGAUUUAAGAUAUUUAUAUAUCUAUAUACUGGAGAAUAUAAUAUUAUCUCUAUUAUCUGUACCCCAUACAGAGCCUUUGGAGCAGCCAAAUACAUUUCAAAUAAUAAAGUUCAAAAACAGAGAGAAUCACUCCAACCAUACUACUCAAUAAAUAUGUUUGUUCCA